Gadus macrocephalus (Pacific cod) is the source of this 5853-nucleotide messenger RNA. It is a transcript of the gene clstn1, whose product is annotated as calsyntenin 1. Lineage: Eukaryota; Metazoa; Chordata; Actinopteri; Gadiformes; Gadidae. The record is from RefSeq and is a predicted model, not a curated record. Gene Ontology annotation, biological process: homophilic cell-cell adhesion; positive regulation of synapse assembly; positive regulation of synaptic transmission. Gene Ontology annotation, cellular component: postsynaptic membrane; cell surface. The transcript is spliced from 14 exons. Gene Ontology annotation, molecular function: calcium ion binding; X11-like protein binding; kinesin binding. Bases 445 to 2661 code for a protein of 738 amino acids.
AGAGAGAGAGAGAGAGAGAGAGCCUGUUAUUUCUAUUUGAAUUGUGUAAAUCUAGGGGAGUAAAUGGUAUAGGCUACUGCUUGGCAACUCCCUCCCAACCCAACCAAGAACACCCCCCGCCCCUCCACCACCCCCACCGGCCCAAUCUUAGUUUAGCCGCCCGUGCUAAACUAGCUGCAUGCGCUCAAGUCUCCCACAAUAACAGUCUUGACGUCACUGGCCGUCGGUCUCGUGGAUACAGCUGCAGACUGCAGGAGAGCGAGCGGCGAUCGAAGAGAAGCGAAGAGCGGCGGCGUUGACGGCCAUCUUAGAGCUACCGCGGUGACUGAACGCGUCUCUUCUGGAUUAACAUUUUUUCCUGACAAAGAAAUAUUCGAGCCGACUCACGUAGCAUAGAAGUAAGGUCGUGUUCGCCACCCCCGUGUUUCAACGCUUACAUUCGGGAUGCAGUUCCGAAGGAAUACACGAUUCGCAUCCGCGGUCGGACUGGUCCUCGGACUAUUAUGCGCGGUGGAGGCGGCCAAAGUGAACAAGCACAAACCAUGGAUCGAGACGACGUACCACGGCAUCGUGACGGAGAACGACGACAAAGUGCUGCUGGACCCGCCCCUCAUCGCCCUGGACAAGGACGCACCGCUGCGCUACGCAGAGAGUUUUGAGGUGACCCUCACCAAAGAAGGCGAGAUCUGCGGCUUCAGGAUCCACGGGCAGAACGUGCCCUUCGAGGCCGUGGUGCUGGACAAGUCCACGGGCGAGGGGGUGAUCCGCGCCAAGGGCCCGCUGGACUGCGAGCUGCAGAAGGAGCACACCUUCACCCUGCAGGCCUACGACUGUGGAGAGGGCCCUGACGGAGCCAACAUGAAGAAGUCCCACAAGGCCACCGUCCACAUCCAGGUGAACGACAUCAACGAGUACGCGCCCGUGUUCAAGGAGAAGUCCUACAAGGCCACGGUGAUGGAGGGCAAGCAGUACGACAGCAUCCUGCGGGUGGAGGCCGUGGACGCCGACUGCUCCUUCCAGUUCAGCCAGAUCUGCAGCUACGACAUCGUGACUCCCGAGGUGCCCUUCACCGUCGACAAGGACGGCUACAUCAAGAACACGGAGAAACUGAACUACGGCAAAGAGCGCAUGUACAAGCUGACCGUCACCGCCUACGACUGCGGGAAGAACCGGGCCUCUGAGGACGUGCUGGUCAAGAUCAACGUGAAGCCCACCUGCAAGCCCGGCUGGACAGGGUUCAAUAAGAGGAUUGAGUAUGAGCCCGGGACGGGCAGCCUGCCGCUGUUUCCCAGCGUGCACCUGGAGACGUGCGACGAGCCAAUCACCUCCAUCCAGGCCAACAUCGAGCUGGAGACCAACCACAUCGGGAAGGGCUGCGACAGAGACACCUACUCAGAGAAGGCCCUGCACAAGCUGUGUGGGGCCAGCGGGGGGGGCACGGUAGAGCUGCUCCCGGCGCCCAGCAGCGCCACCAACUGGACGGUGGGCCUGCCCACGGACAACGGCCACGACAGCGACCAGGUGUUUGAGUUCAACGGCACGCAGGCGGUGAAGGUGCCGGAGGGCGUGGUGAGCACCAGCCUGAAGGAGCCCUUCACCGUGUCCGUGUGGAUGAGGCACGGCCCGGGGGCCCACGACAAGGAGACCGUCCUCUGCAACUCGGACAAGACCGGUGCGCAGCCGCAACCGCACACCCCGCUCACAGACUCACCGUGUGGCUGUUUUUCAAAUGUAGAUUAUGUAUUAGCGAUUUUUUUAUGUUUUUAUUGUUUCAUGUUACUGACAAAUAAUCACACAGAAUCCAAAUACCUGCAGAGAGAGGCAGGUUACUGCCCCCUGGCCCCGGGCCCUGUAGAGAGAGGCAGGUUACUGCCCCACCGGGCCCCGGAGCCUGCAGAGAGAGGCAGGUUACUGCCCCACCAGGCCCCGGAGCCUCCUGUAGUCUGUAGCCUACAGCCUGUAGCCUGUAGCCUGACCCCUUCCUCCCGUCCAGGGGUCAGCACCAUGGCGCAGUACGAGACGGUGCUCCACCUCAUCCGCUACAAGAACUGGCACACUGAGGCGCUGUUCGACAGGAAGUUCAAGCUGGUGUGCUCCGAGCUCAACGGCCGCUACAUCAGCAACGACUUCAAGGUCGAGGUGAACGUGAUCCACACGGUGAACCCCAUGGAGCACGCCAACGACGCCAUGGUCCAGCCCAACUUCAUCAACCCCGUGCACCACGCCUCCGUGGACCUGUCCGGACACAACCUGGUCAACCCCCACCAGGCCUCAGUGGUGCCCAGUGCUGCCACCGUGGUCAUCGUGGUGUGCGUGAGCUUCCUGGUGUUCAUGAUCGUCCUGGGCGUGUUCCGCGUGCGGGCGACCCACCAGGGAGCCGCCCGCGACCAGGAGGCCGGCAAGGAGAACGAGAUGGACUGGGACGACUCGGCACUCACCAUCACCGUCAACCCCAUGGAGACCUACGAGGACCAGCACAGCAGCGAGGAUGACGAGGAAGAGGAGGAGGAGGAGGAGAGCGAGGACGGAGAGGAGGAGGAUGACAUCACCAGCGCCGAGUCCGAGAGCAGCGAGGAGGAGGAGGGAGCGGAGGAGGAAGGCCAGCAGGGGGCCAGCAGACAGCAGCAGCUGGAGUGGGACGACUCCACCCUCACCUACUAGACACACACGCACACGUACGCACACACCGAUCAAAACACACAACACCCACACACACACACACACACACACACACGUUGCACCCUGCACACCUACCCCCUUUGCACUCACACCCAUGCACACAGGAACACACACACUCUCUCUCUCUCUCCCUCUCAGUUACCAAUUCCUUUCCACAGAGCCAUGAUGUAAAAAAGCUAAACAAAACAAAAGGUCCCGUCAGGCUAUAUAUGGUCAACAGUUUCCUGUCCCUUACCCUAGUGGUGGAGUUUGGUAGUAUAGAAAACACCCGAUUGCUGAUUUUUUGUUUUAUUUUAUUUCUUUAUUUAUUGUGUUUUAAUUCCGGGAGAACUUGGCCUGUAUAGGUACGCUUGGUCUGUAAUAUGUGAGGGAUCUGGACAUUCACUUUUACAUAUUCUCAGAGAUUAGGCAAAUGGAGAAUGCUUCUUUUUUUUAUUGUAUAUUCCUUAAGCAUCAGUUUUCAGAAUUUCUUCUUGGGGUUAAAAUGAACAGCUUUGACAUUGUGUUGCUGGGACUUGUGGUCCAGAGAGUGAUACAGGAUGAUGCUUUGAACAAAUAGCCCAUGAUUUUCUGUUGUCUUUUCCUUUCCUUUAUAGUGCAUGAGAAUAUUUCAGAAGUCAUAUGUGUAGAGAAAUAAGUUGCUUUUUAAAGGUUUUGUAAAUAUGAAUAAACCAUGCAAUUAGUUGAUGUGUUAGUGGCGGCCUAAAGCAUAGGGUCCAAUAUCUAAAAUGGCGCAGUAUGUAAUGUAGAUAUUUGUGUCACGUGCUGUAGCAUGUCGCAGACCUUCAAAGCUCCUUCUAUCACGCGCGAACAAAAAGAAUGCGGAACCCAGGUCUGAAACCAGUGGUUUCCAUAGAAAAGGUGUCCAUCCUUCAUUCUCCAAUAUAUAAAUAACUAUAUCUAUAUAUGUUUAUCUAGAUCUAGAUAUACAUAUAUAUAUAUAUAUAUAUACAUACGUAAUCCCUUUCGCAACCAUUCUUGGCUUUUCUCUCACGUAGACGGUAAUGUUUUGCGUUUUGCUUUUCGUGUCGCUUCACACGCGCUUCGCUUGCACAGGUGGCAGGGCCGUUGUCAUGGCAGCGGUGUAUUUCAUUCCCCGGUAGAUUUGGCGGCCAUAAAAAUGGAACAAUCUCUCUUUCAUCCCGGCUUAUCCGAGCGAGAGACGGAACCCAUUGUUGUGAGCAGGUGUAGCAGCGCUCCGAGGGUGCGUUCUAAACGUGCUCCGGUCCCACCGAUAAAGCGGGUGCGUGCGCAUCGACCAGCCUCAGGUGGCGGUGGUUCUGUCGAGGGCAGAGAGGAUGCACGAGCAUUUCUCUGACUGCGUCAUCGCUAAAGAGGAUUAUAAAUACAUGCAGUGGCGGGUUGUUUUAAUGGCACAGCUGUUUAACCUCGAGUUAGUCUCCUCUCUUUAACUCUUAAAACUGGUUUGUUUCGAAAUUCAACAUGAUGAGGAAGGCGUGCACAUGUUAUGAUGGGCCAACGCCUUGGAAUCACAUCAUUUUUGUCUCUUAUUUUUUUACUGACACUGCAGUCAAACCUUUUUUUGCCGUAGAUCACUAGAUUUUAUUGGACAACAGAACUGUACUGUAGGGUUGUUCUAAGGUAUUUGUUUACAUUUGGUAAACCUAUUUUCCUUCUGCUUUGAGUGUGACAAUUAUACAAAUAAUGUUCAAUCUCUCCAGCUCUGACAUGGCUGUUGUUCAUCACAUUUCUAUCUGGCGCCUCUUUCAUUGAACAGGUUUCAUCGUCAUGAUUCCCUUUAUAGUUUUCUGCACGGUCGAUGUUGGCCUGGAACGUAACGUAAACCGGUACUACGGUCUGUAAUAUCAUGAACGUCAGCACGGAGGAUCACAUGCUUUGCAUGCAAAUCUAUUCCACAUAAAAUGGUGAUCUUUAUAACAAACAAAAACACAUGCUUUUUUCGUUCUUGAAGAAUUUCGAGAGGCCAGUUAUGUGAUUUAAACACAUAUUUAAUGUUUUUGCGGUGAAAUGUGAUGAACAGCCUCCUCUUAAUCAGCAAUGGGGCCCUCAGAAAGGUGCCAGGUUCCAGCGGGACGAUUGGGAGUGCCUUUUAAACACAUUAACAGACCAAUUAACACGACUAACCUAACAUCCGCGCUCAUGUAAUCGUGGCAAAGUUGGUUCCUAAUUUGUAUUUCGUUCUCUCCUUUUUUCUUUUUGUAAUUAUUUAACGCUAGAUUUGUUACAGAGCUGGGGGAUGUAAUUUUGUUUUUGUUGUUUUUACUUUACGUUGGUAUGAUAGUGCACCGCUAGUUUUAUUAAAAGUGAAAAGGUUUUACAUAGGCGUCAUGUGUCCAUGUUGGAUGUGUAGAGAAAUUAGAUCCAUAUUGUCUAUUCUAUAGCUAUUGUUCUGAAUCAUAUUGACGGAAUCCACCUCUUAAAAAUAUGUACAUUAUUGAAUUGCUUUAGGCAGAGUUAAGUGGGUAUAAAGUUGACCUAUUUGUGUAUAGUGGAAGGUAAUUAUUUAACAUUGUAAUAUUGCCUGAUUGCUGACAAGUUUUGGGGGCAGCAUGGAAUUCACAAGAAUCUGAGUAUAUAAAUCUGUUCCCUCCAAAAAUGCUCACAAUGUCAUUUUGUCAAACACUUGAGACAUCUCAUCUACCGUUUGUCAAAAGGAGCAUUAUCAACUCACGCUGCAUACACUUUAUGUGAUGCUUAUAGUUUACUCCCAAUAACUUUUGCAUCUCACAUUUCUCUGGUCUAAAUCCAUUCUAAUCAGCUCCUUAAUAUUUUGUAUAGGCCUACUUCUUCUCAUUGAAACUGAACUUCACUGCCUACUAAACCGAACGCAGCCGGACAGUCACUCUGAGGAUCGGGGGUGUUUUGAUUUGCAUGAGCACAUUGUGUAUAUUUCACCUGGAGUUAAAGGGUCAGAGCAAGAGGCAGCCAUUGUAUACUACUGAUUCUCCAAAAUGUUUCACACGUUCACUCCACUCAAAAGAUUUUAUUUGGGGAAGGGGGGGGGGGGGGGGGGUUGUUCUGUUCAAACCUGGCUCUAAAUGGAGGGUGUCAGCCUCUUCAGAAGUGGUCCGAUCGUCGCUUCCUCUCUGCUGGUUGGGGCUGCUCUCACUUUUCUACCAAUUGGAAGGAAAGUUGUAGUAAAGUUGAUGCUCGCUCAUAAACUAAAUAAAGGACGAUGAGAUGGGACACAAA